AGCAGAAAAACACCGCCCACUGCCUCGGUAACAAUCCACUGUCAGCAGAGAGAUUUUCCAAGAAAUUGCGAAAGAAUCAUAUCUCCACGGACUGUGUAUGCAUAACGUAUUUACUUGUUCUUCUGCGAGUGCAUUUCAGAUACUUUUUUCGAUUUUGUUUCACGUUGAUCGUGUAUGAAGCGCAUAAUCAGAUUAUCAAACGGUGCAGUUUUUGUUUUAUCGAGGAAUACAGAGAUUGACUUUCAGAGGAUUUUAAAGAUAUAAAUAUGACCACAUCAUGGAGCGACAGACUGCAGAACUAUGCAGACCUUCCAGCCAACAUGGACGGCCUGGCCAUGAAGAAGUACCGCAGAGAGGCUUACCAUAGAGUUUUUGUAAACAGAAGCUUGGCCAUGGAGAAGAUUAAAUGCUUUGGCUUCGAUAUGGAUUACACUCUAGCCGUGUACAAGUCUCCAGAGUAUGAGUCCCUGGGCUUUGAGCUGACCGUGGAGCGCCUGGUCCACAUCGGUUACCCCCAGGAGCUGCUCAGCUUCGUCUACGACCCCGCCUUCCCCACCAGAGGUCUGGUGUUUGACACCAUGUACGGGAACCUGUUGAAGGUGGACGCCUACGGCAACAUCCUGGUCUGUGUCCACGGCUUCAAUUUCCUACGAGGACCUGAAAUACGGGAGCUAUACCCGAACAAGUUCAUCCAACGUGACGACACUGAACGUUUCUAUAUCCUCAACACUCUCUUCAACUUGCCAGAGACCUACCUCUUUGCCUGCCUCGUGGACUUCUUCUCAAACUGUGACCGAUAUGCAAGCUGUGAGACUGGCUUUAAAGAUGGCGACCUCUUCAUGUCCUUCAAGAGCAUGUUCCAGGACAUCCGCGACGCCGUCGACUGGGUCCACUUCAAGGGCACCCUGAAGGAAAAGACAGUAGAGAACCUUGAAAAGUACGUAGUGCGAGACGCAAAGCUGCCUCUCCUGCUGAGUAGAUUGAAUGAAGUAGCCAAGGUGUUCCUGGCCACCAACAGUGACUACAAAUACACACACAAGAUCAUGACAUACCUGUUUGACUUCCCCCACGGCCCGAAGCACGGGACGGCCCACCGGCCGUGGCAGUCCUACUUUGACCUGAUUCUGGUGGACGCCAGGAAGCCUCUGUUCUUUGGAGAGGGAACGGUGCUCAGACAAGUCGACACAACAACAGGGCGGCUGAAGAUCGGGACCUACACCGGACCCCUGCACCAUGGCAUCGUCUACUCUGGAGGUUCUUCUGACAUCGUGUGUGACCUGCUGGGGGCCAAGGGGAAGGACAUCGUCUACAUCGGAGACCACAUCUUCGGGGACAUCCUCAAGUCCAAGAAACGCCAGGGCUGGAGGACCUUCCUCGUCAUCCCCGAGCUGGCCCAGGAGUUGCAUGUCUGGACUGACAAGAGCUCGUUAUUCGAGGAAUUGCAGGGCCUGGACAUUUUCUUGGCGGAGCUCUACAAGCAUCUGGACAGCAGUAGUAAUGAGAGACCUGACAUCAGUGCUCUCCAGAGAAGGGUCAAGAAGGUGACCCAUGACAUGGACAUGUGCUAUGGUAUGAUGGGUAGUCUGUUCAGGUCUGGCUCCAGACAGACUCUGUUUGCCUCUCAGGUGAUGCGCUAUGCUGACCUGUACGCUGCUUCCUUCAUCAACCUCCUGUACUAUCCCUUCAGCUACCUCUUCAGAGCUGCUCACGUACUGAUGCCCCACGAGUCAACGGUGGAGCACGCGCACAUCGACACGGACACCGAGUCCCCCCUGGCCACGCGCAACCGCCACUGCACUGACAGCAAGGACCCGGAGUGCUGUAGCAACAGGAACCACAGCCAGCUGACCCGGUCCAUCAGUGAGAUCAAACCCCCCAACAUGUUCCCCCAGACCCCACAGGAGAUCACCCACUGCCACGACGAAGAUGACGAUGAGGAGGAGGAAGAGUAGAUGGAGGAGGUGUGAUGGCGUGACCCGAACCAGGCUUGAUUCCUUCCUAGGAAGAGGAAGAGAGAGAGAGGAGUGAAAAAACGUCUUGAUUCCUUCCUGAUGUUUCCCUGAGGGGGUUUUAGAGUAUAAAUACUUCUAGGAAGAUAUAAAUGAUAAUGUACUCUAUAGUCCACAGUAAGAGUCCAUGUAGGAUACAUUGGAAUGAGGGGGGAGGGGAUAUGGCCAUUGUAGUGUAUCUAUAGGAGAUUUAUAUAUAGAGAGAAAUUAAGCUACUUUUUAUACUAGAGAUGUAUCAGGAUAUUAAGGUUUUAUUAAUCAGAUCAGUCAGCUGUAUGUUACUAUAGUAACAGUUGCUGCUCGGUGCCCACCCCUUUUCAAGUUUUACGUUUUCAAUGUUUGUUUUUUCUAUGGAUUUUUAUGAUGAAAUGGGAAAAGGUUGACUUGAAGUUGGCCCAUUUUUUAAUUUAUUUUAAUUUUAAGUUUUAAGUUGAUGAAGCUUAAGCAGUUUUUACGGCAUAGGAUGUUGUAGCAGACAAAUAUACACGAAUACACACAAGAAGCAAAUAUUACGAACACUACUUUUCUCUGUACUGACCGUACACAGUGUCUGGUCAUAGAGAAUAAUUCCCUGUGUGUGUUUACAUAGUGCACAUUAAUGCAGGCACCAUACGGUAGUUUCAAUGUGAAGCACUAAGACGGAAUAGCCUUUGCCAAACAGUAUGUGCAGUACUGUAUAUAAGCUCUAUAUACUGUUUUGCUGUUAUCCUUUUGAAAUGACAGAACGUGUUCUAGCCCUGCUGUACUGGCGUUGAAAGAACACGCGUAUCGGGCAACAUGGCAAUCCAAAAACAUGGUCCAAAAAUGUAUUUCUCGCUGUUUGUUAUUUUGGUAUUUUUUUUGCAGUAUAAUUCCUCCCGUCGUGACCCUGCAUAACACAGCUUGUGUGUCCGGCCUUGGCCAAUCAAAAGUCGAGUUUGCGUCGUCCUGAGCGACUGUAUCCAAGGCAUCCAUAAUUGUACUAAAGAACAGUGCGAUGUAUGUUUUGGGUUACACAAAGCACAAGUCUGAUUGUGGGUAACUAAUUGUCAGUGUUAGCUCUAUAUGACAUGAAACGUGCUGUCUAUUUUAAACUAUGGUGCACAUAAUGUCAUCUGUGAUUCUGUGUGGUUAACUUCAACUGACCUUUUGAAAUGCAUGAAAUGCUGUUUCUAGGCAACCGUGCGUACAGGGUAACGAUUAUGCUGCCUCUUUACAGAUGUGUUCUAUGGCAACUGUGGACGGUCACAUAGGCCUAAUGCUAUUGAGAGGCUGUGACCCAGUAUUACUGUUCUCAUACAUGAUACUGUAAAAAGAAAGACAUUCAUCAUGCAAAAUAAUAUUACAUUUUUUUUUGUUCUCCUGUAGGAUGAUAUGAGAUAUGGAAACCUGCAACAUUGUUACACUAUGUGCAACUAACAUGCAGUAGUAGUUUUACCUUUUUUUACUAAGCUUGGAGUUGUUCGUUAAGUGUUCUCUUGAAUAUUAAAUUGUAACAGUUUUAUUUUAUUGCAUAGAACCGCUUUAGUUAGAACUGUCAUAUUCACCCCUACCGAACUAAACCCUCAUAUUCCAUGUGUGAUACUAUGGUCUGGUGUUUCCUAGUAAUUCUUUGCAGUUAACAUGGAGAGUACAGUGUGUUAUAGGAACAGACCUGGCUUCAAAUACUAUUUAAAAUGUUUCAAAUACUUGAGCCUGCUUGGAGUGCCAGGUGGGCAGAGUUGAACUUUUGUGAACAUUUUUCUGCUUCCAUUGCUCCAGGCAAGCUCAGUCAAGCCCCAAUAAAGUAUCUGAACUGAUUUUGAAUCGUAUUUGAACCCAGGUCUGAUCUACAGUAGGCCUUGAUAUGUAAAAAAUAAAUUCAGGUCAGCCUGGGUGCUGUGGCAUUGUGUAGGCCUUGCACGGGCACCAGACAAGGAACCAACGCCUUGGCGAGAGGGCGUUUGUGUCUGACCGCCCCAGAGAGGUUCGGUUGGGCCUGGGAAAAGGACAAGAGUGUGCCCUCCUGACUGGUGGGAAUAGCUUGUAGACUCCCCCUAGCAGGAAGAUGUAGUAUGAACGAUGUAUAAAGGACUGUAGCUACAGUAUUCUGGAGUUUUGUUGGAUCACUUAGGGGUAAGAAACACUGAAUGAUGCAAAGAAGCACCUGAUAUUUCCCAACAGGGUUGCGUUUGCUGUCUCCAAACAUGAGCAAACCUUUUUAAUUUUAAAAUGGAAAUUGCAAUCGUUGAUUAGGCCCACAAUUCCACUGAAACGUUGAGAUACUUCAAAAAAAUGUGACUGGAAAAUGUUACCGAAUUGCUUAAUAUUAAACUUUCCUGUUUAGCAACGGAAAUUCUUAACAUUUUCAGUUGUGUGUCCUAAUGAACAUGACCCAGAUGGUAUGCAGUACGGAGGGCAGGACAACUGCCCUGGAAGAGGGGCGUUUUGUUUUUGUUCUAGGUUAUCUGCAAUAUCAUAUGUGUAUGCUAUGUAAAACAUGCGUAUCACUUUAUUUCUAAGGCAUGUAGUUGUGUAGCUAGAGGUUUCGAUUGGCCUGUUGAUUUGGGCUGAUGAAGGGAAGACCAAUAGCAGGUCUCUGUUUGUAACCUGGUGUUGUUUGCCGAGGCAAGUAGUAAAAAGGGGAAUGUGGGUUAAACUGGGGAUCUUUGUAACAAUUUUAGUAAGAGUAGAAUCUGUUUUAGAGGAACUAUAUAGUGGUUCAAUAUUUUAUUACUCUCUGGAAAAAAAGUAUAUCUUUUUAAGUAUUGAUUUAACUGGAAAUAGUACAAAAACACCCGGGCAGCUGUAUUCUUCACCUGGUUGGUUAGUUGUUGUUUUUUUGGUCUCAUUACUGACGAAUUCAUAAUAAAGCUUGGUCGUUGGGAGGAAAAUUUGAAGUCCUUUUCUGUCAAAACACUUUACAAGACAUUAUUUCUAUGCAAUGCCGCAGUACAGUGCAUUAUGCAUGUAAACUAAGUUACUAAAAGGCUGGCCAAUGCAAGCAAAUGGCUUACGUCAAAGUGUUAUAACUAUGGCUAGAACCGGGUUAGGGCUACAACUGAUAUGUGGAAGAAAACCUGUCCGUCUGUGAGAAAAAGCUCUGGCCACAAGUUCUACAAGGUCGUCUGUGUAGUAACAAUUGUACACUUAAUAAUAAUAGCCUUGCAGACCGAUAUGCUGAAAACUAGGCGAUGUUGAAGAGCAUGUAUUUACCUUGCAUCAGAAAUGGCAUUUUUUUUCAACAACAACACCUUGGUUUUGCUGUUUGUAUUUGUUUUUUCUAACCAGUGUUUUCAGAUUCUUAGUUUACAACGUUGUAUAUAAUAUUAUAAGCUUUUACAUUUACAUGUUGUGGAAGAAAUGUUCCUUAAAUUCUUUAUACAUCUUUUUUGUUUUUUGGGCAUUUUUCUGGUUUCAGACACCUUUUUUACUAUAACGGCUUCAGUGCGUGUCUGAGCUAGCUAAACCUGGCCGACAGGUUAAUGCCACGAUCCAUUUAUACAAUUUGUCCAUUUUAUACAAAAUUUCAACAAUUGCAGACCGAGCGUGACAACUAUAACGCAUUCACUUAUUUUUUGUUUCGUGCAUUUUCUUGGAUGUUCCUCAGAGCGUUUUGUUUCCAGAAUUAUUAUAUAAUGUGUACAUUGGGGAAAUUACGUUUAUAUGUACAAUAAAAGCUAAUUUUCCAUAAUAAGUCA
Salvelinus fontinalis (brook trout) is the source of this 5668-nucleotide messenger RNA. RefSeq names its product cytosolic purine 5'-nucleotidase-like. Bases 267 to 1952 code for a protein of 561 amino acids. The record is from RefSeq and is a predicted model, not a curated record. Lineage: Eukaryota; Metazoa; Chordata; Actinopteri; Salmoniformes; Salmonidae. The transcript is spliced from 18 exons. Gene Ontology annotation, molecular function: 5'-nucleotidase activity.